Molecule: messenger RNA, 531 nt
Organism: Exophiala xenobiotica
Lineage: Eukaryota; Fungi; Ascomycota; Eurotiomycetes; Chaetothyriales; Herpotrichiellaceae
Exons: 1
Coding region: 1-531 (176 amino acids)
Source: RefSeq, a predicted model, not a curated record
AUGCUGUGGAACUGUCUGUCGGCAAUACGGCAUUUUUGGAAAACAAUUUACACCGGCGGCGAGAGGUGGAAGUGCAAUGUGCCAAACACCGAUAUGGGCUACAACUUGUCAUUGAGAUUUAGCGAGCAUUGCAGGGCGUUUGCGGUGGACGAUACAAGUGUUAUCGUCAUGUGUUCGGAGCUAUGGGCAUACACGUAUAGGGGGUCCCGUACAGGGAAGAUGUGGGACUUGCCUCCUCCGAUCUGGACUCUGGUUUGGCGGGUCACGGGUUUUUCUGAAGGAAUCGGUGCCGAAAGUUGUCGUCGUUCUUUUCAAGUCCGGAAGGUCUGCAGAAGGAAUCCCUGCAAACUUCUUCAUCUUCGCUCCAGGCGCAGAUAUCUGAUGGGCACCCAAUGGGGAAGAAUCGGAUGGGAAAGGACGAGCCCUCCAACUAAAGGAGUCUCAUAUAAUAUGACGCUCUGCUCUCAACUAUCCUGGCCCGUUUCGGAUUUCUCCAUACAUCCAUCUAAGUUGCUUCAACAAGCGAGCUAG